AUUGCCCUUAUAAAAAAAAAAAAAAUUCUAAUGAAUAGCUGUCUUUACCUAAAGUCUAUAAGAACCCAUUUCAUCCUUCACGCAGGAGGCCAUAUCGCUUUGUCAAGUGCAUCCUGCAUAGUGCCUUUUUGCUUUCUCACUAUCUCCUCUAUUCGAUCUGCCAUAGGUCCUGUGUUCGUCUCUGAAAUUGUGUCAAUGGAUGAGAAUGCAGCUGAUGAAAUCAUGAGGGAGGUUGAUAUAGAUGCAGCGGGGGAAAUUGUGGAGGAAGAAGAAGAAAUCGAACUCGUUAAUAUAGAGUUGGAGGAGGAAGAAAUCUAACUCAUUGUAUUAUUUUAUGUAGAGUAUAUAUUAUUGUUUUUAAUGUUUUUUAAUGAUUGACCACCAUUAAAAUUGAUUUGGAGAGCAUAAUUGAGACCAAGAAGAGAUUUUAUGCAAUAGUUUCUAGUAAUAUAUACCAUAAAUUGAA
Messenger RNA from Rubroshorea leprosula, 466 nucleotides. The record is from the annotation of a GenBank genome assembly. Lineage: Eukaryota; Viridiplantae; Streptophyta; Magnoliopsida; Malvales; Dipterocarpaceae.